Molecule: messenger RNA, 1818 nt
Organism: Rhinichthys klamathensis goyatoka
Lineage: Eukaryota; Metazoa; Chordata; Actinopteri; Cypriniformes; Leuciscidae
Product: E3 SUMO-protein ligase ZBED1-like
Exons: 3
Coding region: 1-1818 (605 amino acids)
Molecular function (GO): protein dimerization activity; DNA binding
Source: RefSeq, a predicted model, not a curated record
AUGUUCAUGGUGCCGUCCACGUACUAUGUGGUCCUGAAGGUCCUACAUGAUCAAGUCUGCAACUUGGCAGACACAACACAGACGAAGCCUUGCUGCAAAAUAUGUUUCAAGGCUGUUGCUACUGGAAGCAGCAGUACAACAAAUCUUUUCCAGCACCUGAGGAAUAAACAUCGCGAAGAAUGGGAGAAGUGCAGCCGGCUCCGUAGCGAAAACGGCUCCUCUAGCACACCUGCUAAAAAGCAAACUACACUUCCUGAGAGCUUUACAAACUGUGUGCCUUAUGAUAAGAACGGAGCGCGAUGGAAAGCGAUUACAGAGGCGAUCACGUUUUAUAUUGCCACAGACAUGCUGCCAAUUUAUUCUGUCGAAAAGCGAGGCUUUAAUCACAUGCUAAAAGUAUUAGAUGCGAGGUACGUUGUCCCCAGUCGCAAGUAUUUCGCCAAUGUAGCGCUGCCUCACCUGUACAAUACAACUCGGGAAAAGAUCAGCAGUGAGCUGGAGGAGAUGCAGUUUUACUCAGCCACAACGGACCUGUGGUCCAGCCGGACGAUGCAGCCAUAUCUGAGUCUGACGGUUCACUACAUCAACAUUAGUUGGACUCUGCGCAGCAUCUGCCUUCAGACAGCGUAUUUCCCCGACAACCACACUGGUGAGAUAAUUGCCCAUGGCUUAAAAGACGCUCUCAGCUCCUGGGGACUUUCGGAGGAACGACUCGUCUGCAUGACAACUGAUAGUGGCACCAACAUCAUAAAAGCCCUUAAGGACAACAACUGGCCCAGCUUGCAGUGUUUUGGCCACAGACUCCACAACGCUAUAGAGAAUGGUGUGAAGGACCCAAGGAUCGAUCGGGCCAUAGGGGUCUGCAAAAAAGCUGUAUCAGCCUUCUCCUACAGCUGGAAAAAAAGGCGAGACAUGACAGAGGUGCAGGCUGAGCUCGGACUUCCCCAGCAUCUUUUGAUCUCAGAAUCCCCAACACGUUGGGGGUCUCGUCAAAAGAUGAUUGAGCGCUUCCUUGAGCAAGAGAAGGCAAUAACUCGUGUCCUGGGUGCGGACAAGAAAACGCGUCAUCUUGUUCCCACGUGGCAAGAUUUGGAAGUAUUAGAAGCCACCAACAAAGCAGUGAAACCUCUCCAGGACUUCACUGAUGCACUGUCAGGGGAAUCAUAUGUCAGUGUGUCAUGCAUCAAACCAGUGCUGCAUUUGUUUAAAACAAGUCUCCUCCUGCCAGACGAGGAAGAUUUGGAGCUAACAAAAACAAUCAAAGCGAACAUCAUGCGUUACCUCGAAAGUAAAUACAGUGAUUUGGAGAAAGAGGAACUUUUGGACAUGGCCACACUUUUAGACCCGAGGUUCCGUACAACCUACAUUGAUGCUAGCAAACUGGAAGUUGUCAAAAAAAGAGCAGUGUCUGAGAUCUCUGCUCUCUGCAGCUCUACCACAGAGGAAGCUGGUCCCUCAGCUGUUCAAGAGAACACCCCACCAAAAAAGAAAAUGACUCUGGGUGCCUUCUUUAAAAACAGUGCACCAUCCACCACGCCACACCCACAAUCUGAGAAAACAAAAAUUGAGACUGAGCUUGCAACAUAUUUCCUUAUUCCAGACAUAGAGCCAGACACAGAUCCUCUUGAAUGGUGGAAGCUGCAUCAGCCCAACUUUCCAAGGCUAAGCUUACUGGCUAAAAAAUAUCUUUCUAUUCCAGCCACUAGUGCCCCCUCAGAGAGGGUAUUUAGUGUGGGUGGGGGAAUAGUUACCUGCAACCGGGCCUGCCUUAAGCCAGAGGUUGUGGACAGGCUCAUCUUUCUUGCAAAAAAUGUUUAG